Messenger RNA from Erythranthe guttata (spotted monkey flower), 896 nucleotides. RefSeq lists its product as uncharacterized. NCBI's taxonomy places the organism in Eukaryota, Viridiplantae, Streptophyta, Magnoliopsida, Lamiales, Phrymaceae. The record is from RefSeq and is a predicted model, not a curated record.
UUUCUUUGCCCCAAUCUGAAAUCUAAAGUCCAAAGUAGAGUAGAAUCCUGCAUACUAGAACCCACUUCCCCUGAAAUCACACGCUGAUUGUGUGUGAAAUUUACAGCAAAUUGAAACCCUGUUCUCACGAAUAACAAUGGACAAGGGCAAAUCAGUAAUGGGCGCCGGCCGGCGAUGGGCUGUUGAAUUCACAGACAAUUCCACGUCGCAUUCAUCGCGAGAUAUCGCCGAUCCGCCAGGGUUCACUCGGGCAUCCCUAGAACAGGAUGAUUCGGCCGUCAGCAAACAGAAGAAAGACGCCGAAGCCAACUGGAAAGCUCAGAAAGCAUGGGAAGUUGCACAAGCGCCUUUUAAGAAUUUAUUCAUGAUGGCCUUCAUGAUGUGGAUGGCUGGAAGCACAGUUCAUCUAUUUAGCAUCGGCAUUACAUUUUCAGCUCUUCUUCAGCCCAUAAACGCGAUUCGAGGGGUUGUCGGUGUGUUUGCGCCUUACAAGGACAAUAAAGUGGAUCUCGUGGUGCCUAAAUUAGUAUAUAUCGCCCUUAAUUUGGUAGGGUUAGGACUUGGUGUCUAUAAGCUUAACACGUUGGGUCUUCUCCCAACUCAUGUAUCGGACUGGGUUUCAUCCUUGCCUCCUGCUCAGGAAGUCGAGUAUGCUGGUGGUGGUUUCCCAAUUUACUGAUUUACCCUCCAGACGAACUGAAUUUCAAUGGGUUUUGGUGGACAAAAGGAGACUUUUCGAAUCAGGAUCAGUGCCACAGGUGUGUUUUUGAUGGAGCAGUAUUAUAUCUCAGAAUCUAGCCUUAUUUUUUUUUAUCGACACGCUUUACUUUUAUUGUUCCGAAUGAUGAAUUCUGUUGGCAUUCUUAUACGACCCUUAUGAUUGAAUUUGUGGGCCU